UCGGAAUAUACGGAGUGACAAGUGUGUUGUUUUUCUUUUCUUCUUUGCCAGCUUUUGUUUGCGCUUUGGACGAUCGUUUUCCAUACCUAUUAAAUAUUCAGUUUGCAGUCGGUUGUCUGCAGAGCCGACUUGGCGACACGCCGAACCCGCGAUAUCGAUAGGAAUAUUAAAUGAAUAUGUAUAACGCUUUGGUUCGCACCAUUAAAGAUUUUCGGUUUAGCGAAUAAGGAUGACUCAGUCUUCGGUGAGAUUUCGUUGGAAGCAGUAGAGCUUCGAUUUUUCUGGCUUGCGAUCGCGCGCGUGUUUUAUGCCAGAUGUGACAGUGAAAAUUAGCUCAAUUGUCAUAUGGGCCUGAAUUUGGAAUUAAUCUCGCUAUCAUAUUCAGUGCUGUGAUUUAUUCGUCUAGACGAACUGAUUACCAGGUCGGCGUAAUCGUGUACCUGAAGAUUAAAUAGCUCGUCAUUUCUGUAGGACACGGCGGGCACACCCUCUGAAAUACCAACCAGCAUUUGUAGACGAUCGACGCGUAAUAGACACUUGCUUUGUGCACUGCCGAGCGUGGCGCAAAAUAUCAACGUCACUCCGGAUCAGACAUGAAGAAAUCGAAACAAGUCCUGCUACUGUGGCCGCUGCUACUACUACUGCCUCCCUUGCUAAUGGGUGCGAACGUUGACGGAGCCGUUUUCCAGAGUGAAAGCUGCAACUCGGAAGCGCUGGUCUUCUAUCGCAUCCGGCUGGUGACCAACUGGAGCAAGGAGCUGUUCCCGAAGCACUACCCGGAAUUUCGACCACCCCCGCAGUGGAGUAUGACCUACGGACAAUCGCACAAUGCGUCGUUUCACCUGUUUCAAUUGAAUGAACUUGCUUCCGAGUCGGUGAAGACGUUUGCCGAAACUGGUCAUGCCCACGCUCUCGAGGAGGAACUGACAAAUAGCAACGCUGCUCUGUACGAUGAAUUUCAUCUGCAUAAAAUUUUGAAAGGUCAGGGAGCUUCAGAAGGAACGUUUUUUGUCGAUGGGCGGCACAGUAAAGUUUCCUUCAUCACCAAAGUUAUUCCCUCGCCGGAUUGGUUUAUUGGAUUGGAUUCCUUUAACCUUUGCUCGUCCGGAAGGUGGAUCGAUAACAUCACCAUUGAUUUGAGCCCCAUAGACGCGGGAACUAGCAACGGGUUAACGUUUACCUCACCGAAAUGGCCAACGAAUCCGCCGAGUGCGAUCGAAACCAUUACAGCCCGGUACCCCAAACACCUAGCCAGCAGCUUUUUCUAUCCUGAAAUAAGGCAUCUUCCCCCCAUUGCGCACGUUACAUUCUCUAAGCUUCGCGAGUAUCGUAAUGCAAAAACCCCUAGUAAAGUGAAAAAGUUCAAAUCUAAGCAACGUUCCAAGCUGCUGAAGAAGCUAGCGCAAGCUAAUCGAAGGCUGGAGAAUGAAACCACGGCGGACGAGCAGCCGGUCGAUGAUUGUCGCGUUAGCAGCUGGUCCCGGUGGAGCCCUUGUAGCAAGUCCUGUGGACUUGGAAAGCGUACCCGCACCCGGGUGGUAGUGAGCCCUCCAAAAGAUCAGGGCAAAGAGUGCCCGCAAUUGAUGCAAACCCAAUGGUGUGGAUCGGCCCGCGAGUGUACCGUUAGCGAGAACUAUUUUCGCUGGUGAUGAAUGUUAAAAUGAAUGAAAAAAACAUAAGACUUUGUUGAGAUGAGUGGUGAUUUGAAGUGUGUUAUGAGAAAUGUAUUUUCCGAUUAAAACCGUGUGCAGAUUGUGUGUUUAUGUACAGACUUCCAUCGGAAUUGUCGAAAAGAGCUUUGAGAAGUUUCAUA
Messenger RNA from Wyeomyia smithii (pitcher-plant mosquito), 1813 nucleotides. RefSeq names its product spondin-2 (gene mspo). NCBI's taxonomy places the organism in Eukaryota, Metazoa, Arthropoda, Insecta, Diptera, Culicidae. The transcript is spliced from 4 exons. Bases 594 to 1649 code for a protein of 351 amino acids. The record is from RefSeq and is a predicted model, not a curated record. Gene Ontology annotation, cellular component: extracellular matrix. Gene Ontology annotation, biological process: cell adhesion.